UGUGACAACAAGGAGAGAGAACAAUGGCAUCAUUUUGCCUUAAAAAAGAGUGUAGCUAUGCUUUGGAGACGAACGCAUUUUAGGAGAGGAGCAUAGUGGAGGAUACAAGUCGGAGUGAAAGUUCACGGUCCUCUGUCACCCCUGCAUCUGGAGCUGACUUUUAAAGUGCCUUUUUUGAAUAGCGAAGAUGCCAAAAGGUUUUCUGGUAAAAAGAAAUAAGAAAACGACGCCGGUGUCUUACAGGAUCCGGUCUGAUGAAGAAAGUCAAGACGCAAGACAAGUCUCACAGUCUCAGACAGAUGCACAUUCAUCUGUAUCCCUCGCACCCAAUUCCGGACGGUUUGUAUCAGCAUCGCUAAUUAAUGGAGCAAAUACGCCAGUCUCAAGGCAGGAUGCAAAACCUAUUCAGUUUGGCAACCCAGAGGUUGUGUACCAAACGCUUUACAGCCCUACCCGUCCGGUUAGCAAGGAACAUGAGAAAAAAUAUUGUGAGGGACGCUUCAGACUUGGCUCUCCUGUCUCCGCUGAAUCCUUUCCGACACCCACAGUAGUGAGCACGUUAGAUCACCUUCUGUUCGCUCCAAUGGACUUGAAAAUCGGCAGCAGCAACAGCAACCGCAACGACACCACUAACAUCACCACCGGAAACCCUAUCAAAAGAAUGUCAUCUGACACUGAACGCAAGAGCAAGCCUGUAUCCAAGAAACCCAAAGCGAUCAGGAAGCUGCACUUUGAAGAUGAGGUCACCACUUCACCAGUACUUGGACUGAGAAUCAAAGAAGGACCGAUCGACCAAAAACCUAGGACGCAGUCAAACGUUGGAAACCAGCCUUUAGGAGAAUUUAUCUGUCAGCUCUGCAGGGAAGCUUAUGCCGAUCCAUUCUCCUUAGCCCAGCACAAGUGCUCCAGGAUAGUCAGGGUGGAGUAUAGAUGCCCCGAGUGUGACAAGGUGUUCAGCUGUCCCGCAAACCUGGCUUCCCACAGACGCUGGCACAAACCGAAACCUCUAAACGCAACCAAAUCCGACAUGUCUAAGGUCGCCUCUGAUGACAAAGCCUGCCCAGAAGAAGUCAAGGACAUGGCAGCUGAGAUAGGAAGUCACAGGGACACGCCCAGUCCCGGUUUGUCGGAAUCGGGGUCAGAAGAUGGUCUGUAUGAUUGUCACCACUGCCGGAAAAAGUUUAAGCGUCAAGCGUAUCUGAAGAAGCACCUUAUGGGUCACCAGCUGAAUAAAAUUAACGAGGACAACGCUGUCCAAGUUGCGGUGGAUGGGGAGAAGCCGAAAGAGGCUGCAUCUUCGGAGGACAGCCAAAGCCAAGCACCACUGAACCUGAGUUCCCAGGAGUGCUACCCGUGCCCAGUGUGUGGAGAGACACUGACCAGCAGGAUCGGCCAGGAAAAACACCUCCGUCUGCUGCAUCCGUCCCAGAUUUUCCCCUGCAAAUAUUGCCCGUCUACUUUCUAUAGCUCACCGGGGCUUACACGGCACAUCAACAAAUGCCACCCUUCGGAAAACAGGCAAGUGAUCAUUCUUCAAAUGCCCGUGCGCCCUGCUUGCUAGAAAAUGAGAAAAGAAGAAGAAAAAAGAUGAAAAGUAGUGCCUUUAACUUACAAAAAAAUGUCACGGGUUUUUUUUAAUUUUUUUGCCAGUAAGAACCCUUCUAAACACAUCAGAGUUCCCCUGGCUAUCGUAUACUUUUUUCAUUACAGCCACUCAGUGACUUUUUUCUGGUACAUUGGAUGGUUUAUUUUCAGAUUUCCGCGUAGCGUGUGAAAAAGUAAACGAUUAGGACCUCUAUAUUAUUAUAUACUAGCUUCUAGACCUAAGAAAGGGGUAUUUUAGGUGCCGCAUACCUGUUUUAUAAAACGAUUUUUAUUUCACAGGUUGUAAAUCACUUUAUUAGCUUUAUUAUAGCUUGUGGGUCAGUUGACAUUCAGUUGUAGAUUUGUCUGGAGGCAAAUCUCAUUGCAACGAUUUUUAAGCAUUCCCUUAUAGUGUAGCCAUAAAUGCCUUUGAUUAUAGUCGGUUUACAUAUUAGAAACUUUGCUUCAUAAUUGCCUUAAAAAGUUGAACUAUAAGUAAUGCUUGCAACUGAUUAUAUAUCGUUUAUUUUAGUAAGUUUAAUUUUUAUUAUUUAAAAGUAUUUCAAUAUAUGUAUUUUCACAAUGGAGGGUAUUUAUUUAUCAAUUGAUUUAUUUAUCCAGGUUGUGUUUGUAAGUUAUUCUGUGUUUAAUUUCGUGAGUAAUUAUAAUUAUUUGAUUUGCAAAUGUUGGUUUUGUCAUAUUUAUCAUUUUAUUUAUAUAUUUUAUGUAUAUAUGUUGUGGAUGAUGUUUAAAUGUCUACUGGAAACUAUAUACAUACACUAUUAUACGUACAUCUCUUAGACGCAAUCAUUUUCUAUAUACAAGUUAUUUUCGUAAACUUCAGCUUUUAUAGUGCUUCUUCAAUG
Molecule: messenger RNA, 2450 nt
Organism: Paramormyrops kingsleyae
Lineage: Eukaryota; Metazoa; Chordata; Actinopteri; Osteoglossiformes; Mormyridae
Gene: insm1a
Product: insulinoma-associated 1a
Biological process (GO): regulation of cell cycle process; neuron differentiation; negative regulation of transcription by RNA polymerase II
Cellular component (GO): nucleus; transcription repressor complex
Molecular function (GO): DNA-binding transcription repressor activity, RNA polymerase II-specific; RNA polymerase II cis-regulatory region sequence-specific DNA binding
Source: RefSeq, a predicted model, not a curated record